This is a messenger RNA of Neoarius graeffei (lesser salmon catfish), 3026 nucleotides long. RefSeq names its product transmembrane and coiled-coil domains 3 (gene slc9d1). Lineage: Eukaryota; Metazoa; Chordata; Actinopteri; Siluriformes; Ariidae. Bases 159 to 2189 code for a protein of 676 amino acids. Gene Ontology annotation, biological process: proton transmembrane transport; potassium ion transmembrane transport. The transcript is spliced from 13 exons. Gene Ontology annotation, cellular component: membrane. Gene Ontology annotation, molecular function: potassium:proton antiporter activity. The record is from RefSeq and is a predicted model, not a curated record.
GCUCGCGAUCAGGCUCUGGGAGUUUGGCUCAGGAGGCGAUGUGGCGGCUGGAGAGGGGCGGGGCCACAGCAGCCCGGUUGUUUCCUUCAUUUACUGAGCAGCACAGGGCUGCAGGGUCGAGCUGAACCUUCUGCGAGCUGACGGGACCAACCAGCUGAAUGCAAACACUGUAUGCGCUGCUGCUGCUGCUGCUGUGUCUGGGCCUGGUGGGGGCGCUACAGCCAGCUGAGCACCUGGCCCAGAAUGCCAUUCGGGUCCGUCGUGGCGUGGGGGUGCCAUCUGCCGGUGGGCACCGUUGGGUGGCUGAGAACUGCCGCCGCCUCUCGAGCCUUCUACGGCAGAAGAAUGCUGCUGUACGGAAGCUGGAGGCGGCGGCUGCAGUGGCGGAGCGUGACCAGAUGCUCUCAGAUGCCGAGCGCCUCUUCCAGGUGCACACGCUCGAGGUGUUCCAGAAGGAGCUGAAUGAGAGCGAGCGCUCCCUGUUCGAGGCCGUGUUGGGCCUUCAGCGUGUGCUGAAGGGUGAUUUUGGUGACGUGGCGAACAUGAAGGAAAGCAGCCGCCAGAGGCUCGAGGCGCUCAGGGAGGCCGCCAUUAAGGAGGAGCAGGAGUAUGUGGAGCUGGUUGCAGCUGAGAAGCACCAGCAGGAGGCGCUGAAGGUGGCUCAGGAGCGGAACAAAACCCUCUCCCUGCUGGACGAGAUUCUUGAGGACGUUCGGAGGGCUGCUGAUCGCCUGGAAGAGGAGAUCGAGGAUCAUGUCUUUGACAACAACAAGCAGAUGAAGGGGGUCAAUGUGGAGGCAGUCCUGAGGGUAGAAGAUGAUGAUGAGGACAACAAGAGGAAGAAUGUGUCGUGGCAAGUACCAGAAGGUGACCUGGGCCUGAGUAUGCUCAUUGAUUCACAGAACAACCAAUAUGUACUGACCAAACCCCGGGACUCGACCAUUCCUCGUGCUGACCACCACUUCAUCAAGGACCUGGUGUCCGUGGUGAUGCUCUCUCUGCCCUGUGGCUGGCUGUGCACCCUGGUUGGACUGCCGUCGAUGUUCGGCUACAUCGUUUGUGGGAUUCUUCUAGGUCCCUCAGGGCUUAACAGCAUUAAGUCCAUGGUUCAAGUAGAGACGCUGGGGGAGCUGGGUGUGUUCUUCACGCUCUUUAUGGUUGGUCUUGAGUUCUCUCCUGAGCGACUACACAAGGUGUGGAAGAUCUCUGUUCAGGGCUCCAGCUACCUCAGCCUCCUGAUGGUGGGGGCGGGGCUUCUUUGGGGAAAGGUGUUCAGGCUCCACCCUAUUCAGACGGUGUUCAUUUCCAGCUGUCUGUCUUUGUCCAGCACUCCUCUUGUGUCACGUUUCCUUUCUGGCGGGUCCAGAGGGGAUAAGGAAGGUGACCUGGACUAUAGUAGUGUUUUACUGGGUAUGCUGGUGAUGCAAGAUGUUCAGUUGAGCCUUUUCAUUGCGAUCAUGCCAACUCUUAUCCAAGCAGGAAGUGGUGAGAUGGACAGUGUUUUGAUUGGAGGACUGCGUGUACUGGUCCUGUUGGCCCAGGUACUCGUCUCAUUCGCUGUUGUACUGCUGAUCUCCUGGCUCCUCAGAUCUCAUCUGAUUGGGCCGUUCUACAGAAAGCUCCACACUGAGAGUAAAGGGAACAAAGAGAUCCUUGUGCUUGGGACUGCAGCCUUUGUAUUCCUAAUGCUCACAGUAACCGAUUUUCUGGAUGUUUCCAUGGAGCUCGGCUGUUUCCUUGCAGGAGCACUGCUGUCCUCGCAGGGUCACAUGGUUACCAGUGAGGUCAUAAGCUGCAUUGAGCCAGUUAGAGACUUCCUGGCAAUUAUCUUCUUUGCAUCUAUUGGGCUGCAUGUGUUCCCAACAUUUGUUCUAUAUGAGUUAACCAUCCUACUAGUUUUGACCCUGUCAGUGGUGAUCAUGAAGUUUGUCAUGGCAGUGCUGGUGCUGACGGCGAUCCUUCCCCUGGGAUACCGACACAUCCGCUGGAUUGUAUCAGCUGGCCUGGCGCAAGUCAGUGAGUUCUCCUUUGUCCUGGGCAGCCGAGCUCGCCGGGCUGGCAUCAUUUCAAGAGAGGUGUAUCUUCUUGUACUAAGUGUCACUACAUUAAGUCUGUUGUUAGCACCUGUGUUGUGGAGAGCUGCAACUCUCAAAUGCAUCCCUCGGGUUGAGAAGAAACCAUCCACCUGACCCACGCUCAGCAUGAGGAGACUUGCUCUUUUCUCAUGUAGAAGAUUGUGGUACUAUAAGGGUUGUAAACAAAAGCACCUUUGGCUUUGACACAAAAUUGUAUCAUUUUUGUGUUUCAAGCCCCUCUGGGACAAGGGACUGCCAUGUCCUACUUUCUAAUGAUGACCAGUGUAUAAGCACUCAUUCGUGGAGCAUAAUUAGACAAUAAUACAAAAGAUCGCACAAUAGGGUGAGAUGAGACUUGAAUUUUUGUAGUUGCGACUCGGGGCUUAUUGUGUUUUAAGCUCUGUAUUGCAUCAACUGUAUUUAUUCCUGUAGAUUUGCUCGCUGAAAGCUGUUCUGCCGGUAUAAGGAAGUGCCUAACUGUGCCUUGACAUCAGCUGAUGUUAGCAGAUGUACCAAAUAAACUUGAGUGGCGACACAUAUACCAGUUUGUCUAGUUUUACCAGCCUUUGAAAUCUCAAUAGAUUUUUGCAUGUGUACACGUUUGCACAUUCUUAUUGACUGUUAUAAAGGUCAACAGCUUUCUGGGCUGAAGUCAAAUUAGGGUGGAAGUUUCAUGAAAAGAGCAAACGCAUUCCAGGGCUGUCAUGUUUAUUAUUCCAUAAGGGGUCACUGUUUGAAGUGGCAGUGUGUACUUUUCAUGAAUGUCCAAUAAAUUAUUUUUGAAAGACUGUAAGUAUUGUGAAUGCCAAGGUUAACACUUUUGAGAUGGAGUUCACCAUGUUGUCUUGUUAAACUAUGCGCUGUACUGUAAGUUGUAGAAAUUACAGUUUACAGAUGUAAACAGUACAUGAAUAUAUAAGAUCAUGUCAUAUUAAAAGAAAUUACGACUAA